This is a messenger RNA of Fragaria vesca subsp. vesca, 906 nucleotides long. RefSeq lists its product as uncharacterized. NCBI's taxonomy places the organism in Eukaryota, Viridiplantae, Streptophyta, Magnoliopsida, Rosales, Rosaceae. The record is from RefSeq and is a predicted model, not a curated record. The transcript has a single exon. The coding region runs from base 1 to 906 and encodes 301 amino acids.
AUGAGGAAGGGGCAUUGGCAGAUUUUUGAUCGAGAUUUGUAUGAUGCCGAUCAUGAUGAUGAUGAGGACGAAGAAGACGAUGUUUUGGAUUCAGAAUAUCACACAUUGAUCAAUCAAAGAGAGACUCAACAACUAAAAGAAAGAAAUACUGAUCGUGAUCAGUACUUAAACGGUUGUAAUGGGUUACUUCUAUUGUUGAAAUCAGCAACUCGUCAGUUUUAUGUUUGCAAUCCCAUCACACGACAACAAGUCGCAAUACCUAAAGCUUGUGUGCACAAAAACCAGGAUUGUCAGCAUUUUUGUGCUGCUUUGGCUUUUGACCCUUCUGAAUCUCCUCAUCACUACCGAGUUGUAAGAAUUGAUUAUUCUCAGGAAUUGGCUUCCACAGCCUUCCUCGACAUAUUUUCAUCCGAAUAUGGUCACUGGAUUCGACAUAGGUUGCAUUUUGAUGAUUCGAGUCUCACUAAGGGGUUCAAAGGCUGCAAGUUGUGCAGGCAACUGUUUUACUUGCAAGGAAAGUUAUAUAGCUUAACCAUGUCGUGGAAGCUCCUUUGCAUCGACCUCAAGACCAUUGAAGCUUGUACCCUUGAACUUCCUGUCCCGGAGACCGAUAGAAGCGGAGCCAUGGGAUGUCUUGGGGUGUCAAGAGACAUUCUUUGCUAUAUGAAGCUUAUGCAUGAUAAAUCAUCAAGUGCUCCGCUUCACAAUUUGGUAGUUUGGUCUUUUGAAAAUAAGGAGUGGAUUCCUAGAUAUAGUGUACGUUGUCAGUUGUUGAGAGCCGAAAUAAGGAAGGAUCUAGGCUAUGACUGCGAUGACACCAUGGAACCCUAUGCAAUAAGUCCAAGUUCGGAUCUCUUAUUCUUUGGCACUCCCACCUUGAUUUGUUGUAUCAACCUUAAAAGUUAA